UAGGAAGGCCUGCUGAGCAACAAUGGGUGGUGACAAUGAUGAAAUAGAUGCUUUUCCUUGUUACGAGAGUUGGAGGAUCGACUACUAUUAGGAAGGCCUGCUGAGGAACAAUGGAUGGUGGGCGACAGGUUGAGGGCAGUGACCUACCGACACGCCCUUUUGUGGUCAGGUUGAUGGAUAUGAUUUGUUAGGAAGACGAGAGAGAGAGAGAGAGAGAGAGAGAGAGAGAGGUCAAGACUCAAGAGAGUGCAGAGAGAAAAGGUAUGGACGCAAUGAAGCAGAAAACGUUUACCGGCCAUGAAGUGACGCGUGGUAGAUGGUGAUGGCGUUUAGAUUAGGUAGGCCACCCAAGGAGCGACCUGGUCCGUUCAUGACUGGUGGCCAUUUAACCAAGGACAAAGCGACAGGGCCGUGGAGAGUUUGGCCGCUUGUCUCCUUCAUCAGGUACGUUAGACUGUUGCAACAAAGCCAUGUGAAAGGAUGGAAGGGCGGUGAGGCAAGGGAAUGACAGAGCCGUUCUAGCGCCAGAAGUAGCAAGGUACUCUCUCCUGCCCUUCUUGCCCACGCGCAGCGAGGUAUCCUAUAUGCAAUUUUUGAAUGAUGAUUUACGAUGAUCGAACCGGUGGGGAUGAUGUGUUCCCGGAGUAUGAUCCUACCCCUUACAGCGGGGGCUACGAUCAGGCUCUCGCUUAUGGACAGCCGGUUACCCCCUCCCACGAGACCUGCUACACUCCGGAAUCUAUGCUUGAUCCAUCCCUCAACCAAGAAAAUUUUACCCACGGACGCGGUUCUUCUGAGGAUUCGCCUUACCAAGCAGAAAGGGAUAUGGUGGAUUUCAAUGGGAACUCCGGAGGAGGCGACGUUGACCGUCCUCGCUAUCUUCUAGAUGGUGAGCCCUGGCGGGACGAUCCCUCUCAUCCUUAUGGUUAUGGCGAUGGCUAUGGAUAUGACUAUGGCGAUAACUGGAGCUGUGGGUGGGACUGGCCCAAGCACCCGGAAGAAGCAGAAUAUGGCUCUAGGGUUCACCUGGAUUAUGCCCACCCAGUGAGUUAUGCUGAUUAUUUGGCUGACUGGCUUCAACUGCAUCAAGAGGAUUCCCCCCACCAAAGCCACCUGGGCGAGGACUACCAAGGUCGUCAGGAUACCAGACAUGAAUGUAUGAGCGAGUGGAAGAGCGCGGUGGAGUACAUAUUUGGACGGCAGGACUCAUGCGAACAUGGUCAUGCCGAUGGCGCCAUGCCCGACUACAGCUUCUGCGACUAUCAGAGCUACGACCGACUUCCGACCGCCAACAAUUACCGCCUACAAGGGCGUUCUUUCUCCAGGUAAUUACUUGGCUUCAUGAAGGUGUUUCUUUCCUUUGUAGGAGUGAAAUAUAGGGAAGUAACUUCAAUACAAUAGCUGGUUGGUUGAGGCAGUUACUUUAAUACAUGAGGGUUCAUCCAGACGAUACUUUAUCUUGAUGUGUACACAAAUGCUUCUUAGUAAACUGCAAGAUCAUUGGUUUAUGUUUUCCUUGUUUUGCAAUGUCUUGGUAAUCCAAAGUAAAUGACAUUAUUACCAUUCAAAUCAACAAAAUUUCAGUUGGACAUGAUCUUUCUGUAUCUAAUAUUGCAUUCUAAAUAAAGGUAAAUUCUAACU
This is a messenger RNA of Nymphaea colorata (pocket water lily), 1641 nucleotides long. RefSeq lists its product as uncharacterized. Gene Ontology annotation, molecular function: phosphatidic acid binding. The coding region runs from base 598 to 1329 and encodes 243 amino acids. The record is from RefSeq and is a predicted model, not a curated record. Lineage: Eukaryota; Viridiplantae; Streptophyta; Magnoliopsida; Nymphaeales; Nymphaeaceae. The transcript is spliced from 2 exons.